This is a messenger RNA of Porites lobata, 1266 nucleotides long. Lineage: Eukaryota; Metazoa; Cnidaria; Anthozoa; Scleractinia; Poritidae. The record is from the annotation of a GenBank genome assembly.
AUGAUAAUUCCAGUUAUAUUUCAUAAUCUUCAAGGAUAUGAUGCACAUUUAUUUAUUAAACAGUUAUCCAAAAUAAAGGGUGAUUUUACAUGUAUUCCUUUAACUGAAGAAAAAUAUAUUUCUUUUUCGAAAAAGGUGAAGGUUGACGAGUACCAAAACAAAGAUGGAAAGACCAUAUCAUUAAAUUUUGAAUUAAGAUUUAUAGACUCAUUUAAGUUUCUUCAAACCAGUCUUGCCAAUCUUGUAAAAAAUUUACAACCAGAUGAUUUUGUUAAUACUAAAGAAAUAUUCAGGGAUAAAAUAGACCUUCUAACUCGUAAAGGUGUUUAUCCUUAUGACUAUGUUUCUACUAUAAAAAAAUUUGAUGAAACACAACUACCCCCUCAAAAAGAAUUUUAUUCAAAACUAAAUGAUGAAGAUAUUACUGAUGAUGAGUAUCAACAUGCAUUAAAUGUAUGGAAAACUUUUGGGUGUAUGAAUAUACGAGAUUAUCAUGAUCUUUAUCUUAAGUCAGAUGUCCUGCUAUUAGCAGAUGUAUUUGAAAACUUUCGAUCUACAUGUCUUCGCUAUUACAAUCUAGACCCAGCACAUUACUUCACAUCUCCCGGAUUAGCAUGGGAUGCAUGUCUCAAAGAAACAGGACAACAAUUACAAUUACUACAUGAUUAUGAUAUGUUGAUGAUGUUCGAGAGAGGUAUAAGAGGUGGAAUAUCGCACAUAUCAAAGCGAUAUGCAGAAGCAAAUAAUAAAUAUAUGGAUGAUUAUGAUCCUGAUAAAACAUCUUCAUAUAUUCAAUAUCUCGACGCAAAUAAUCUUUAUGGAUUGGCAAUGUCUUAACCACUUCCCACAAGUGGGUUCAAAUGGAUGAAAGAUUUAACAGUAAAAGGAGUAAUUGAUAUAUUGGAUAAAAAUAGAAAUCCACUAGUAAAAAAAGGUUAUAUAUUUGAAGUAGAAUACCCAACUGAGUUAUGGAAAAAACAUAAUGAUUACCCGCUUGCACCUGAAAGAUUAAAUAUAGAUGGUGUAGAAAAACUAAUUUGUCAUUUUAAACCAAGAAAAAACUAUGUAGUACAUAUUGUAAAUCUUCGGCAAUAUCUCGAAAUGGGAAUGAUACUUACUGCAGUUCACAGAGGAAUAUCAUUUAACCAGAGCCCAUGGAUGGAGCCUUACAUAAGAAAAAAUACAGAAUUAAGAAAGUGUGCUGCAAACAGUUUUGAGAAAGACUUUUUUAAACUAAUGAAUAAUUCUGUAUUUGAAAAACAAUAG